This is a messenger RNA of Caenorhabditis briggsae, 651 nucleotides long. It is a transcript of the gene Cbr-gst-35, whose product is annotated as Protein CBR-GST-35. Lineage: Eukaryota; Metazoa; Nematoda; Chromadorea; Rhabditida; Rhabditidae. The record is from RefSeq and is a predicted model, not a curated record. Gene Ontology annotation, molecular function: glutathione transferase activity. The transcript has 2 exons. Gene Ontology annotation, biological process: glutathione metabolic process. The coding region runs from base 1 to 651 and encodes 216 amino acids.
AUGACCCACUAUAAAUUGAUCUAUUUCGAUGCUCGCGGAUUUGGAGAACCAGCACGUCAACUGUUUCAUUUGGCUGGAGUUCCAUUCGAAGACGUUAGAAUAUCAUUUGAAGAGUUAAUGCCUGGAAAACAGAGUGCAUACUGGUUAGAGAUGAAAGAAAAAACCCCAUUUGGAAGACUUCCUGUUCUUUCUAUGGACGGAUUCGAAUUGGCCCAAUCAGCAGCGAUCAGUCGAUACUUGGCAAAAAAGUUUGGAUAUUCUGGAAAGACUCCUGAAGAAGAAGUAUGGGCGGAUGCUAUUGUAGAUCAGUUCAAAGAUUAUAUGGAAUCGUUUCGUCUUUUUAUUUAUGCUCAACGAGAAGGAAAAUCAGCCGAAGAAGUGAAAACGAUUCAUGACAAGAAAUAUGUUCCCGCUAAAAAUCAGUUUCUAGAAGUAAUUGAUAGGAUUCUGAAGACCAACAAAACAGGAUAUAUUGUUGGAAAUGGAUUGACUUGGGCCGAUUUGGUUGUAGCUGAUCAUAUAUUCACACUGCAAAAUAUAAAAAAGUUAGAUGAUGGUAUUCAUCAGAAUCUUAAGAAAUACCAAGAAAGCAUUUAUUCACUUCCAGAGUUGAAAGAACAUAUCGAGAAAAGGCCGAAAAGCGAAAUGUGA